AUUGGAAAAACAGAAUUUGCAUUAAAUUGUCAAAAUUUUAGUUUUGCUUAAAACAUGUGAAAGAAAAUAAUUUCUAAUAAAAUUUUCCUUACUUUUCCAGGCUUAAAUUCGACAGUUCGAUUAUCUGAAUCAUGUUUCAUUCAACACCUUCGUAUUCCGAUAUGACAUCAGUUGCAGGGAAUACUGCUUCAUUUCAUCAAACCACUAACUCUUCAGCAAACACUCCUGUUUAUGUGCCAUCGAACCGUGCAAUAACUCAUGCACAAUACGGUCACGCUGGAAAUUACACAAAUGGCCAAAAUGGUUGGCCAGCAGAAAGUGCAUUCGGUUCUGCACAUUCACCAUUUUAUGCACAAAACAUGAUGUAUAUGCGAGCGGGUUUUCAUCCCGAUCCAUCCGGUUUUCAAAGAACUUCUCCAUAUGGAAUGGAGAGUGCAAUGGACUUUCAAUUUGGAGAAGGUCGAGAAUGUGUGAAUUGUGGUGCAAUAAGUACUCCUCUUUGGAGAAGAGAUGGUACAGGACAUUACUUGUGCAAUGCUUGUGGACUUUAUCACAAAAUGAAUGGGAUGAAUCGACCAUUGAUCAAACCAAGCAAAAGACUGCAAACUGCCACUAGACGCUUAGGUUUGUGUUGCACCAACUGUGGAACUCGAGCUACAACCCUUUGGCGACGCAAUAAUGAAGGUGAACCAGUAUGCAAUGCUUGUGGUUUGUACUUUAAAUUACAUGGAAUCAACCGUCCACUUGCGAUGCGAAAAGAUGGAAUACAAACAAGAAAAAGAAAACCGAAAAAAGCUGGUUCCGGACCUGAAGUUUUGGGUUUAGUGAAGAAAGAAGAUAUGCAUCAUCACCAUCAUCAUCAUGACGAUAUAAAAUCGACAUCAAGUUCUGACAGAGGCGCCAAUUCUAAAUUGCUUAUUUCUGGAAGUCCCAAGUUAUUACAUAGCACGCCAAAAAGUCACAUCUCACCAAUUUCCCACCAUCAUCAUCAUCUGUCAACUCAGGCUUCUUAUCCUAUAGCAUCAUCUUUGGCAGGAAUGCAUCCCUCAAGCGUGAACUCUCCAUCCAAGUAUGAUUUACAAUCUUCAUCAUCUAGUGCGUCUCAUUCUGCUAUCUCAUCAUCGUCAUUGUCACAUUCUUCAACAGUUUCAUCCCAUUUAUACACUUCACCUUUGAUAUCAUCGUCUCAAAACAAUUUACAUAGUUCGUAUUUACAUAACAAUAGCCUAUCGAAUUCUUCUUACGGAGGCAUCAAGUCUGAAUCGAAUAUACCAGGAAUAACAAAUCCUGGAAGUAUGAUAAACGGCAAUUAUGAUUACAUGAGUAACUGCAUACAAAAUGGAUAUUUCGGCGGAACUUUUCAUGGAAGUGGCCCACAUUCUGAUCUAAGUGGUUAUCAUCAUCAACACAACGUGAUUCAAGCCGCAAAACUAAUGGCAACAUCAUAG
Messenger RNA from Clunio marinus, 1448 nucleotides. NCBI's taxonomy places the organism in Eukaryota, Metazoa, Arthropoda, Insecta, Diptera, Chironomidae. The record is from the annotation of a GenBank genome assembly.